AUGAUUCAAAAAAAACAUUCAACACAACCACCAAUUGUACGAUUUAUUAAUAAAACAACAGAUUCAACAAUUACAACAAUCAAUUCAGCAUCUCCAACAACACCAGCAUCAUCAUCAUCAACUUUAUCACCAUCUUUAAUUGCAAGUACAAGUCAUGGAGAUACAAAUAAUAUUCAAAAUUCUCUAGAACAGAAUGAAAUCCCCUCAGUUGAUGAUGAUGACGAUGAUAAUGAACUUGAUCUUGAAUUUGAUAUGAAUGAAUUAUUUAAUGAUGAUUCAUGUCCACAACAAACAAUACAAAGAAUAUUAGCAUUACAAUUACAAGGACAAUCAAAUGAAGUAUUUCUAAUAUGUAACACACAUUUAUACUUUCAUCCAACAGCUGAUAUAGUUCGAUGUUUACAAGUAAUGAUUGCAUUUGAACGUAUCAAAGAAAUCAAACAAAUUUAUGUAGAACAAAAUAAAAAUGUGUCUAUUAUAUGGAGUGGAGAUUUCAAUGCUAAUGUAACAUCAUUAGCAUAUCAUCUUAUAUUUACUGGCGUUUUAUUAACUGAUACAAACCAUCGAUCAUACAAUGAAGAUUAUGCUAAAAUAAUAAAAGAUUUUGAUUAUAAAAGUUCAAUAGAAUUAAGUACAUAUUCGAAUUAUGCAUAUACUAAUUAUAUGUUGAAUUAUCACGGUGUUAUUGAUCAUAUUUUUUAUGAUUCAAAAAAAUUUAAUUUUCAUCGUACUAUACCAAUGCCAACUCAUGAAGAAGUUACAGAAUUUACAGCUUUACCAUCAUGUAAAAUUCCAAGUGAUCAUUUGGCUGUUGUUGUUGAACUUGAAAUCAUUGAAUGA
Molecule: messenger RNA, 840 nt
Organism: Rotaria sp. Silwood2
Lineage: Eukaryota; Metazoa; Rotifera; Eurotatoria; Philodinida; Philodinidae
Source: the annotation of a GenBank genome assembly